Pyricularia oryzae 70-15 is the source of this 723-nucleotide messenger RNA. RefSeq lists its product as uncharacterized. The coding region runs from base 1 to 723 and encodes 240 amino acids. The record is from RefSeq and is a predicted model, not a curated record. NCBI's taxonomy places the organism in Eukaryota, Fungi, Ascomycota, Sordariomycetes, Magnaporthales, Pyriculariaceae. The transcript has a single exon.
AUGCGUACCUAUACUCAACUCCCCACGAACCGUUCCUGCGAUAUCAUCGCGGCCCUCCAAGCCGAGUGUCGCCCAAAGAUUGGCCAAGCACGGCGUCACCGUCUCUUGGCUGCCUCUGUUGGGCUCCCCUGCCACCCAAGGCCGCUUUCACUGGGCCGCGUCGGUGCCCUUCUGCAAUGGCCGGCGCUCAAAGAAGAGUUCUGCUGCAUCUCACGAGCCGUUGUCGGCGGCCACGCUGGUGUUGUCGACACCCUGGCCCCGGAACUCCACGUCGUUCUUGCAUUUCUGCUUCCUGGGCUGGCUGUCGAGUCUGACAUGGAUCUGCAAACCUUACAAGAACUCUUUGGCAAGGCUGUUCAAGCCAGCGCCUGCAGCAGUCAAGGGGUUGGGGCAAAUACUGGCCAUGAAAAAGAAGUUGCUACGCUGCGCACAUAUGGGCUGGAUGUCUGCCUGGAAAUGGCCAAGGAGCCGACUGAAAACGCAGAUGUGAACUACGUUUACGCGCGGUCCAUUCUCAGGCUACUGCUGCGGAUAAGGCGCAAAGAUGAUUACAAGCACAUGGUACACUGGGUUCGGGGUGCGGACUUGUUCACCCAGGUCUGGGUGUUCUUUUCUACCCUGGCGUUUAUGCAGUUUGAGGAUCUAGACGCUGCCUACGACCGUUUGAGCCUUGGGGAGAAGGCGAGACUCAAGAUUGUCGGGCUUUUGAGGAAGGAAUUUUAG